This is a messenger RNA of Ornithorhynchus anatinus (platypus), 3448 nucleotides long. RefSeq names its product angiopoietin 2 (gene ANGPT2). The transcript is spliced from 9 exons. Bases 505 to 1992 code for a protein of 495 amino acids. Gene Ontology annotation, molecular function: receptor tyrosine kinase binding. Gene Ontology annotation, biological process: Tie signaling pathway; angiogenesis. NCBI's taxonomy places the organism in Eukaryota, Metazoa, Chordata, Mammalia, Monotremata, Ornithorhynchidae. The record is from RefSeq and is a predicted model, not a curated record.
GCAGAACGCUCUGAUUUUCCUGUUGCCUUGCCAAUGACCCCCUACAGGAAGAUAAGGGCUGAGCGGGGAGGGAGGAGCAGUUUAGCUACACAUGUCUGGCUGCGCUUAUCAACUUAUCAUAUAAGGAAAGGAAAGUGAUUGAUUCGGAUACUGAAGCUGAAGAAUCUGGCCAAAGGAGAAACAAAAGAAAACAUCCCAGCGUACUUUGAAAGCGCACACCGGUCUCACAACUGGGACAAGCUUGUUUUUCCUCUUCGCAUCUGACAGCUCGCGGGACGGCUGGAGAGAAGACAGCACUUUCUUGUUGUUGUUGGUUUUUUUUUUUUUUUUUUUUAACCAACUGAGCUGCUAGGAGGGUAAGGGAGGAAAAAAAAAGUCUCAGUGUGCUUUACACAUGGCAGCCUAGCAGAGCAUUUCACAGCGAGACAGAUAGCUGGAUGAUCCUGGACUCUCUCUGAGUGUACAGAAGUUUUGCGGGUUUCCUGCCUGAUCACCGAAAGAAGCAUGUGGCUCAUUGUUUUUUUUACUUUGAGCUCUGAUCUCGUCUUAGCUUCAGGCUACAACUCCUUUCGGAAAAGCAUGGACACCAUCGGGAAGAAGCAGUACCAGGUUCAGCACGGGUCGUGCAGCUACACCUUCCUCUUACCGGAGACGGACAACUGCCGUUCUUCUUCGAGCGCCUAUUUCUCCAACGCCGUUCAGAGGGAUGCCCCGCUAGACUACGACGAUUCGGUGCAAAGACUCCAGGUUCUGGAGAACAUCAUGGAAAACAACACGCAGUGGCUCAUGAAGCUUGAGAAUUAUAUCCAGGACAACAUGAAGAAAGAAAUGGUAGAGAUGCAACAGAACGCAGUACAGAACCACACUGCAGUGAUGAUUGAAAUAGGCACCAAUCUCCUAAAUCAAACGGCAGAACAGACCCGCAAAUUAACAGAUGUUGAAGCGCAAGUAUUAAACCAGACAACCAGACUUGAACUUCAGCUUCUAGAGCAUUCACUUUCUACAAACAAAUUAGAAAAGCAAAUUUUGGAUCAGACAAGUGAAAUAACUAAAUUGCAAGAGAAGAACAGCUUCCUAGAAAAGAAAGUCCUCGACAUGGAAGAUAAACACACAGUUCAACUCCAGUCAAUAAAAGAUGAAAAAGAUCAACUUCAAGUAUUAGUAUCCAGACAAAAUUCCAUAAUCGAGGAAUUGGAGAAACAACUAGUGACAGCGACAGUAAACAAUUCCGUUCUUCAGAAACAGCAACACGAUCUCAUGGAAACUGUGCACAACUUGCUGACGAUGAUUUCGUCACCGAACUCUAAGAACUCCUUUGUGGCUAAAGAAGAACAGAUCCUGUUCCGAGACUGUGCCGAGGCGUACAAAUCGGGACUCACGAGCAACGGCAUCUACACCUUAACAUUCCCUAACUCCACAGAAGAGACAAAGACAUAUUGUGACAUGGAAUCAGGUGGCGGUGGAUGGACAGUUAUUCAGCGGCGCAUAGACGGCAGCGUGGACUUUCAUCGGACAUGGAAAGAAUACAAAAUGGGAUUUGGCGAUCCGGCGGGGGAGUACUGGCUAGGAAACGAACUUGUUUCCCAGCUGACUAAUCGGCAACGUUACGUCCUUAAAAUUCAGCUCAAAGACUGGGAAGGAAACGAGGCAUAUUCAUUAUAUGAACACUUUUAUCUCUCGAGUGAAGAACUCAACUACGGGAUCCACCUCAAAGGACUUACGGGGACAGCAGGCAAAAUAAGCAGCAUAAGCCAACCAGGAAAUGAUUUUAGCACAAAGGAUGCCGACAAUGACAAAUGCAUUUGCAAAUGUUCACAGAUGCUCACAGGAGGCUGGUGGUUUGAUGCCUGCGGCCCUUCCAACCUGAACGGGAUGUACUACCCACAGAGGCAGAACACAAAUAAAUUCAAUGGGAUUAAGUGGUACUACUGGAAAGGCUCGGGCUACUCUCUCAAAGCCACAACUAUGAUGAUCCGGCCGGCGGAUUUCUAAACGUCCAGUCUCCCCGAAUGGCGUGCUAUGUUAUCUUCCGAGACUUCGUUUGCCAAGCUUUAAACGCCCAGCUGCCUCUCGUCUCGUUUCCCACCUCAGAAAACACGCAAUACUGCCCCGAAAGGAUCAACGCGUUCAGAUUCUCGAGCUCGGUAGUCUCCGUCAGUUAAACAUGCAUCACUCGGCUAAUGGCUACAAUAUGGCUAAAACACGAAGUGGCGGGGAAUCGCAACGAUCUGGAAGAAGGACUGUUGGAGAAGAGAAGAUUCAAGGUCAGGGCAUGGUCUGACAACUCAAGGACUCCAUUGUCAUGGCGGCCUAUGCUCUUUGUGAGGUGAACAGUAAAUAACUGGAACUGUGAAAUAAGCCUAUCUAUAACAUAGUGUUAGGAGUGUACGUUUGUGCCUCACUCAACUUAACACAUCACUUUUGAUAUACGAAACAGUUAAUCCUGAAUUUGCAGCCCCAACUGUUUGGCUCAUAUACCGUUUGUAGAUCGUGUAAAUAUAUUUAGUGUUCUAAAUUUUGCCUCACUCCUUUCAUUAGAAGGAUAAUCAUUUCCUUCUCUCACACGCCUGGCGUCAUUUUAGAAGUGAGUCGGGGAUUUGUGUUGGAUUGACGAUUUAGUUGCUAUUAGGAGAAGAAAAGAAACCAUACUUAAUGCUUUUUACUGCUCCAUUUAAGUGUUUGAAAUUUUAUCAAGGGGAAAUUAGUAUAUCGACAAACUGAUUUCUUAAUUUUAAACACAUUCUGGAUCAUAUAUUUCUGGGUUUUUUUAGGUUUAAAGUGACUUAAAUCCAUGAAAGUGUCUGAAUGCUACGUGUUUCAUUUAAGAUUUCUAUGAAGAGUGCACUUUUUCCCUUUCUGGCUGUUAAAUGCAAAGUAAUUUCAGAUAAUUAAAUAUAACUUCCAAGAGGGAUUUCUGACACAGUUUAAAUUGUGAAAAGAGUUAAACUCAAUCCGCUUUUGAUGGUUCAGAAAUACAUGAUCAUGACUCUUACAAAGACAAACUAGAUUUUGACAGAAAGCCAAAAACGUUACCUAUAUCAUCGCAAGAAAAAGAUCUUUUUAUGUUCUUAUUCUUUCAAUUUUAUUAAUACCAUUUUUACUCCUAUUUUUGGUAAAAUGAGUGGUACAGUGUCAAUCUGGUAAUGUUUUCACUUUGGUAAGGAAAGAACUUCCAUGCUAAACAGUUAAUUUUCAUGGAUUAAACUCAUUAUGUUGUUCAAACCCCUAAAAUCAUAAAAAUUCCUUGAGUUUUUGUGCUUACCCUUCCCCCCAGCCCCAACCCACCCAACCUCCCCCUUAUUUCUAUUCUAUUCAGCUUUUCAAUAUGUGUUUCUUGGGUUUUGAAACAUUUCUCGUUAUUUUGAAUGGGUGCUUGCAAUUUUGAAAUGGUCUCACAAAAUAAAUUCUGAUGCUCAGAACUGCAAAAAUAAACAGUUUUAGAGUCGCA